Messenger RNA from Sciurus carolinensis (gray squirrel), 2293 nucleotides. RefSeq names its product N-terminal EF-hand calcium binding protein 3 (gene Necab3). Gene Ontology annotation, biological process: regulation of amyloid precursor protein biosynthetic process. The transcript has 14 exons. Gene Ontology annotation, cellular component: Golgi cis cisterna; cytoplasm; endoplasmic reticulum. NCBI's taxonomy places the organism in Eukaryota, Metazoa, Chordata, Mammalia, Rodentia, Sciuridae. The record is from RefSeq and is a predicted model, not a curated record. Gene Ontology annotation, molecular function: calcium ion binding. Bases 67 to 1197 code for a protein of 376 amino acids.
CCCGCCGCCGCGUCCGGCCGGAGGGAGCCGCAGCGAGCGCAGCCGAGCCGAGCAGGCGGCGGCGCCAUGGCGUGCGCGGGGCUGCUCGCCGUGUGCCUGCUCCGGCCGCCCGCGGCCCCGCGGCCUCCCGCGCCCCCCGCCGCCGCCGCCGCCGGGCCCGCCGGACACGCGCUCUUCCAGGACGUUUUCCGCAGAGCAGACAAGAAUGCUCGGGAGGCUGAGCAGGAGGAUCGAAGCCAACCUCAGCAACUUGAUGAUGGCAAGCUCUCAUUCGAAGAGUUCCAGAACUAUUUUGCCGAUGGGGUUCUCAGCCCCGGGGAGCUGCGGGAACUGUUCAGCAGCAUUGAUGGACGUCCCACCGACAAUUUAGAAACAGAGAAACUGUGUGACUACUUCUCAGAACACCUGGGUGUCUACCAGCCUGUGCUGGCUGCGCUGGAGUCACUGAACCGUGCAGUGCUCACUGCCAUGGACGCCACCAAGCUGGAGUACGAGCAGGCCUCCAAGGUGGACCAGUUUGUGACGCGUUUCCUGCUGCGGGAGACCGUGAGCCAGCUACAAGCUCUGCAGAGCUCACUGGAGGGAGCGUCAGAAACCCUGGAGGUCCAGGCCCGUGGCCUGCGGUCAAAUGAACAGAAUGUGGAAGUGCAGAGCAGGCCCCGUGGCAGCCGGCGGGCAGGACGCAGGGCCCUGAGGAGUGUCAGCCGGUCACCAACCUGGUCUCCUGGCUCCUCUGACAUAGCCAUAGGACGGAGCUCAGAGGCGGAGGUGCAGUGGCGGCUCCAGGUCAACCGCCUCCAGGAGCUCAUAGACCAGCUCGAGUGUAAGGCCCCCCGGCUGGAACCCCUGCAUGAAGAGGACCCGGCGAAUGAUCCCGACUCGCAGCACAUCCUUGUGGCCCAGAGGCAGGUGCAGGUGGCAGAAGCAGCCCUGCAGGACUUUCACCGGGCCCUGUGCUGCUACGUGGACUUCACCAGAGCCCAGGGCCAUUGCCUGCAUGUAUCCGCUCAGAAGCUGCUGGGCAGCGCCUCCUUCAGCCUGUACGAGUUCUGGCGGGAUGAAGCCUCCUGGAGAAGGCACCAGCAGUCGCCCUGCAGCAAGGCCUUCCAGCGCAUCCUCAUCGACCACCUGCGGGCUCCAGACACCCUCACCACCGUGUUCUUCCCAGCCUCCUGGUGGAUUAUGAAUAAUAACUGAGCCUGACCUGCUUCAGCCAAGGACCCUGAGGCCCUGCCUGUCUCCUUCUGGAGCCUUCUGCACUGGAUAAGACCAAGGACCCUGCCUUCUGGAAAACCUGGAGCUGACCCACUGGGGGAGGCUCGGCCCAGGGAUUGGGGACUGGGCCGCUUGCUAUUUACUUAUCAGUGCAUUUUACUGUUUGUAGCUUCAGCCUCCAAACUCAGGCUUCCACCUGGCCCAGGAGGCCUGGAUUCUGGUCCCCUCUGCCCCUGCAUUGCUAUGACCCAGCCAGUCCCUUCCCUUUCUGGCUGCCUAGUGGUGUCCUGCUUUCUUCCUGCUGUCUUGGGGCCAGGCUUCUGCUCUUCCCCAACCAGCAGCAGAACCAGGGCUGAUGCUCAGGGACCCCCAACCCCUCAAACCUCAACCCCUGAGGUUGGGCCAGAUCAGUUUGCAGUGUGGGGUAAGGACCUGGGUGUCCCCAUCACCCUCCUGGGCCAGCUCCAGAUUUCCAGCACCUGUGGCUGCACCAGGGACCUCUGGAGGGUCCUGAGCUGGUCUGCAUGUCAUUUGCCCAUCAUCUGCAUGCUCACAACCCAUCCAUUCUCAGGGCACUGUGGGAAGCUCCAAGGUGACCUUGCCAAGUAGCAAUAAUUUGGGCUUAGUCACCUGCUAUCCCCAGAGACCUCUGAAUCCCAGCCCAGGACCCCAGCACAGAGGCAAUAAAGGCAGUGGUCACCUCUCGAGUUGCCUCCUCUUUCCCACUUAGUGAGGUGGGGCCAUGGGACCCUGUACCUCCCCUACCAGAAACUCAGGACAGGAAACCUGUCUUUAAAAUCAGCCCAUUCCAGGCUGGAGGUGUAGCUUGGUGGUAAAGUGUUCACCUGGCAUGCAUGAGGCCCUGGAUUUGAUUCCCAGCACUUAAAAAAAAAGUCUAAAAUUAGUCCACUCCUGUAGCAGGAAUUGGUGGUACACACCCAUAAUACCACCUACAAAGGAGGCUGAGGUGGGAGAAUUGCAAGUGCGAGGCCACCCUGAGCAAAACUUAGUGAGACCCUGUCUCACUGAAUAAAAUUUAAAAAGAACUGGGGAACGUAGCUCAGAGGGAGAGUCCCUC